AUGAUCGAAUUUAAAAACUCCAUGUCUGCGAAAUCCGGCGGGUUUCGGUGUAAAAUGAAAGGGGCAGAAGAAGGAUUCACCUUUUGUGGAACUUGCACAUCUUGCCGUUUCACUACUAAACUCACGGACUCGACAAGGUGGUUGAGCCGCGCGGGGCAAUCGACCAAGAGGACAUUUCUCAUCGGACUACUAGUGCGCUGCAAAAGCGUGCCGGUUCUCGAAAGCAUUAGGGAUGUGCUGCAGGUCACCUUCGGGAAAGACUUUACCUACAGCAGGUCAAAGAGGCCAAGCUUGGCAGAUGAUGUGAUGACUCUCAGCUCGAACCGAGCGCUGGAUAGAAAACUGUUCAGCGCAGACGUGGUGGAAACAUUGAAUUGGUUUAGUUGCAGCCAGGACUGGAUUAAGUCAAGUUAUCUGUUAUCGGUGCUGUCGCUUUGUGACACUGGGCUGCUGCACAUGCUCGCAAACCUCAACGACGUGCUUCUGGCAAGGGAGCAACGCGCAUGUCUGCUCCGAAAUGCCACAGAGGUGGACUCCAUCCCAGAUUGUGCUUCCUCCUUUUGCUCUGAAGAUCGUCCACACCUGGAUCUUCUCAGGCAAGCCGGCUCAAUGUUUGAGCCGGUGUCACUUUGUGAGGACAAGAAUGAUGCGAAGAGACCCACUUGUCUAAUCUCCACAUCAUUUGAGCCAACCAUAAGAGAACCAGCCAGGAGGAAGGGAGCCUGGGUCAGGAAGGGGACCCCAUGGGAGGACCCAGGUUCGGACGGUGAGGACCCGGCCUUGAUGGUGACCCCCCGCUCCUCAGCCGCCCUGUCUGGGGUGGGCCGGUACCGGGACUUCCUGCGCUGCCUCCCGGUCCACCUGGCCAAGAGGAUCCUAGGUCUUACAGAUAAGCUCACUUUGAGAUGCUGCAGAGAUGUGUCCCAACACUGGCGGUACCUUGCAGAUGACCUUGUUUUAGAUCAGAACGCCAAGAAAGUAGUGAGAAACCAAGUUCUGAUCAUCCAGAGUAACCGUAAUAAGAAGGUGCUCAGCGACGUCUACGCCAAUGUUCUGGAGGUCCUCGUACCCAUUGGAACAGACGAAGACGAGGACGUUCCCUCUGAAGUUCAUGAGGGGGAGCUGUUCAGAGGAGCUUACUCAGGCCUGAGAACGAAGGCGGUGCAGAUGGAGGAGCGCAAUGUUUACUGCGGCUUGUUCAGUGUCACCACGCUGCUGGAGAAGGAGGAUCCUCACCGCUUCGUACAUUACGGAGGGGGCUCUCUGGUGGCCAUGGGCUCUAAGGACCGAGUGGUGCGUCUACUGAGUAUAGCGUCCAGGAAGGAAGUGGCCCCCGCGCUCAGGGGCCACGUGGGCAGUGUGCGCACGGUGCUUCUGUGUGAGGACAGAGACCUGGUCAUAAGCGCCGGCUAUGACCUCACCAUCAGGUGUUGGAGUAUGAAGACAAGUGUGUGUUGGAUGCUGCUGAGUGGUCACACUGGAACCGUCACCUGUCUGGACGUCCACAGUGACCACCUCGUCUCCGGGGCCAAAGACUGCAGGGUCAAAGUGUGGGACCUUCAGAAGGGGAAGUGUUUGGAGACGUUGAGGUGGAAACACACCAGCCCUGUGCAGUGUGUGAGGGUCUUCUUGUCGCUGGUCUACAGCAGCUGUGCCAAGGGCCUCGUCAAGAUAUGGGACAUCGAGAAGGCGUCGGUGCUAAGGGUGCUGGACGCCCACACAAGCGCUGUGAAGUGCUUGUUCUUCGACCGUUGGCACCUUCUGUCAGGUGACGCUGAUGGGAAGGUCAUGGCAUGGAGCACCCACCGGGAUGCCACUAAAUGUCUCAUGACGUUCACCCACCCGAUGGAGGUCCGGUCUCUGGCCCUGGCCUACCUGCGCGUGGUGACGGGCUGCGAGGACGGGAAGAUGCGGGUGUUCAGCCUCCUCAACGGGGACUGCCUCAGGGUCAUCAAGGCCGGGAGCAAACUCAACCCCAUUCUCUCUGUUCAUUUCCAUGGCAACAAUGUGUUGGUGAACACCAAGUCCAGCCUGCUGCUCUUCCAGUUUGUCAAAGUGGGCUGGGAGUACCAGUCAGCGGGCCUCAGCUCUCCGUCCUCCGAAGCCCUGGCCCUCUCCGGGGCCCGGGUCGCCCUACUACCGGGCUCCGCACCCAGCAGGAUCCCUCACGACUUUGUCCGGGCGGAGCGCAUGGCGCUGGUGGGCUCGCCCUGCCGGGGGAUCUACGGCCCGGACGGCGAGCGGUCGGAGAGGGCGGCGCUGUCCCAUCAUGCUCGCUGUCUGUCCACCGGCAGGAUGAGGCGAGCGCGAGAGUCCCAGCAGGAGUCCCUACGGCCGUGCAGCUGGAGCGACCUGCGCAGCCACAGGCGCAGCCGGGCCUACCAGGACCUGCAGCCCGAGUUCAGGACCCCGCCCCCCUCGGCCAUCUCCCCUGGGAGGCCCGCCAGCGGCCGGGGGGCGGAGAGCGCCUGGACACAGAGACACACUUCAAAAGGCAGAGAGUUUGGUACGCCCGCUAAGACUGACGGGGCGGUCAACGCCAGCGAGAGGGCCGCUUCGGACCGCUCGAAGAAGAGGGGUCCUUCCCAUCGGCUGACCACAGACCGCAUCCUCCUGAAGGUCAACGCCAUCCAGCAGGCCCACGGCGGUGGCGGAGAGGCCGCCCUCCACACGGGGCCCAACGCCAGGCCCCGGAACGGAGCCAAGACCCCAGCCUUCAGACCGCCGCCGGUUCUCGGACAGCAGAACCCCCGGUUCGGGGGGAGAGCUCAGAACUCACCGAUGGCCAGUGGAGACAAGGAUCGGGAGGACAGGGCGAAGGCGUCGAGGACCAGGGCUCACUUUGACGCGGGCGCACAACAUCGUUGCCAUGCCGACAGUUCGCCCGCCGGUCCACACCAGGCGGGGCGACACCUGGGGGAGAGGGAGCGGCCCCACACGGCGGUGGCGGAGAAGAGAGCGACCCGGCUGCGGCGCAGAAAGAUCCGGAACGCCACGUGA
This is a messenger RNA of Gadus chalcogrammus (walleye pollock), 3000 nucleotides long. It is a transcript of the gene fbxw10, whose product is annotated as F-box and WD repeat domain containing 10. The record is from RefSeq and is a predicted model, not a curated record. Lineage: Eukaryota; Metazoa; Chordata; Actinopteri; Gadiformes; Gadidae. Gene Ontology annotation, molecular function: protein binding. The transcript is spliced from 16 exons. The coding region runs from base 1 to 3000 and encodes 999 amino acids.